Aspergillus affinis is the source of this 384-nucleotide messenger RNA. RefSeq lists its product as uncharacterized. The record is from RefSeq and is a predicted model, not a curated record. The coding region runs from base 1 to 384 and encodes 127 amino acids. The transcript has a single exon. Lineage: Eukaryota; Fungi; Ascomycota; Eurotiomycetes; Eurotiales; Aspergillaceae.
AUGAUGGAACGCCUCGACUCUAUCGAGGGACUGCGUGGGCGUAUACAGGACAACGACGCAGUCAUGAACCACCCGCAGGCGAUACGCUACGUCGCCGAUUUCAUGCAACGAACAGGCCUCCUACAGCAGUUCCGAUUCGCCACGUUUAACGACGAGGAGGACGAAGAGGUCCCGGAAUCCAGCACCCUCCUAGAGGGACUGGAUCUAAACGAGGAAGACGAUAGUUACACGAACGCCAAGGGCCAGGGAGUCUCAACUGGCUAUACGACGCGCACAUGCAGGAAUACUACAAAUAGAAUGGAGUGGAAGGAGAGAACAGCGCCUAGAGGCGCAGUAGGCACGCGGCAGGCGUGUGGCAGCUGGUUCAGUUGUGUUACUUUUUGA